This is a messenger RNA of Yamadazyma tenuis ATCC 10573, 741 nucleotides long. RefSeq lists its product as uncharacterized. The record is from RefSeq and is a predicted model, not a curated record. NCBI's taxonomy places the organism in Eukaryota, Fungi, Ascomycota, Pichiomycetes, Serinales, Debaryomycetaceae.
AUGCUAUUGUCACUGGUUCGCCAUUAUGCCUCACACAAGGGUAGCUAUAAGUCUCCAGACUCGUCCAUAGAGACCGAUGAGAUCAUCUCAGAAAACAACCCAUGGUCUCCCACAUUGCUUACUGAUAGAGUCAAGGUCCGCAAGCCUGGAUAUGUGAGGCUGGUAGAAUUGCCAGAGAAUUUGCGGUUAUCGUACCAACCAUUAUAUGAAGCUCCUGGCUCCAAAUACGUAGCGUUGUUAAAGAGACUCACCAUAAGCGUGGGAGUUUUGGGAUGUUACGGAGCCAAGUUGUUCUACGAUUCGCCCCACUUUGAUGACUACUAUGCGGUAUCGACUCUUGCCGCUUGUUCUGUACCGGCAAUGGUGGUGCAAUAUAAGACUCGUGAAUAUGUCACAAGAAUCUUUAGAUUGUAUGACAAAAACAAGCCUCAGACGCUAGAAAACUUGGUGAACGACGAGCAAUUGAUCGUGGAGAAGUUGAACUUCACUGGGGGUAAGACAUUCAACCAGUUGGUUCGUGUUUCAGGGAACGAUUCGCUAAAAUUGGUACUGACUCCUAAGGUACCGCUUUUAGCAUCGUAUGCUGUGUGGCAAGACAAAGAGCCCGAGUCGGGUACUGUGAGAAAACACUAUAUUGUGGAUGAUAUCGGUGGGAUGAAGAUGGACCGACUUUGGGGAAUCGUGGAGAAGAACUCAGGAGAAGAUAAUGGAAGGUACAUCGACUAUAAUAAGAGCCAGUGA